Molecule: messenger RNA, 984 nt
Organism: Ramularia collo-cygni
Lineage: Eukaryota; Fungi; Ascomycota; Dothideomycetes; Mycosphaerellales; Mycosphaerellaceae
Exons: 1
Coding region: 1-984 (327 amino acids)
Biological process (GO): hydrogen sulfide metabolic process; glutathione metabolic process
Molecular function (GO): sulfur dioxygenase activity
Source: RefSeq, a predicted model, not a curated record
AUGGUCGAUCUUCGAACACCACCCGGAUCCAUUGAAUUACCUCCAGAUACAAAGAUCGCGAUUGACGAUUCGGAAGGUUCGCAAGCAAUCCGGUCAGACAUUGAACCCAUUAUCCACACCCUCCACGAAGGCACGACCGGGCGUUAUCAAUAUCUCCUGGCAGAUCCAAUCACAAAGGAUGCAAUAAUCAUCGACCCGGUGCUAGACCAAAACCCAUAUGCCUCGGGAAUCACGACCACGGCCGCUGACCACAUCUUAUAUCUGGUACGGCAGAACAACUAUCGCGUGGUUCGAAUACUGGAAACGCAUUCAAUCCAGGAGCACCCUACUUCGGCAUGGUACCUGAGGACUCAACUUCGCGAUAGCAACGGCCAAAUGCCUAGGAUAUGUACCGGAAAAGCGAUCGCUGGCAUGCAACGAAUGUUUGCAAGGCAAUAUCAAGUUCAAGACGCUGGGUGGGCUUCCCGAUUUGACUUUUUCCGCGACGGCCAGAUCUUCGUCGUGGGCGAGAUGAAAAUCCAGGCAGUACAGCUUCUUAGCCAACCGGACUGGUUCGGAUUCAUCGUCGGCCAUCACAUCUUCAUAGGCAAAGAAAUGCCAACAACCACGACACAAGGAAGACCUCCUCCACAGCGAUUACCAUUGCGAAGGCUGGCACAGUUUGUCGGCCGGUACAAUUUCCACCCACAGGCCAACAGUAAUAUUUCACGCCCUUCAACAGCACAAUCGGAGGUUUCGCAGUGGAUGCACGACGCGGUACUCCCGCGCCACGAGUCAGCGACAGCUACCCACGAGUCGACUUAUGCUUCCCGAGAGCCGCAGUCUCCGUUGUCUCCACUUUCACCACGAGGCUCGAAUGGUAUGGCUCGGAUGAGACGCAUCAUGGGCCGACAGAACACCAGCGAUGAUUGGCACUCCGUUUCGAGUAGAGGCUCUAGCAGGCAAUCCGAACGACGAAUUAGUCAAUUACCAGAAUUGGCAUGA